Cannabis sativa is the source of this 2050-nucleotide messenger RNA. Its product is annotated as serine/threonine-protein kinase BSK1. The record is from RefSeq and is a predicted model, not a curated record. The transcript has 9 exons. Gene Ontology annotation, molecular function: protein binding; ATP binding; protein kinase activity. Bases 378 to 1886 code for a protein of 502 amino acids. Gene Ontology annotation, biological process: brassinosteroid mediated signaling pathway; protein phosphorylation. Lineage: Eukaryota; Viridiplantae; Streptophyta; Magnoliopsida; Rosales; Cannabaceae.
AAGAGAGAGAAAGGGUUAAUUAAGGAAUGAAAAAGUAAAAAACAUUUUAACGAGAAAAACUGUAGACAGUGAAGAGAUUAAUGAUUUUUGUAAUCCUAAAUUUAUUACCGUAGGAACUAACUUUAACAUAGAACAAACUAAUAAGGAAGAUAAUUAAGAAUAAUAAUAAGAGAGAAUACUGGUUAGUGUAUUUUACUGGGGAAGAAAUUUGAAGUCUUUCUCUCUCUACUUUUCAUUUUUUUUUUCUUAAACACACUGACUCACCCACCCACUCAAUUCAUUGAUUCAUUCAUUCAUGGUUUCUCUGAGUUGGCUUGGCUAAUAAGCAGCUUUAAACAGUGAAACAAGGAAACCAGAGGUAAGAGAGAGAGAGAGAGAUGGGUUGUUGUCAAUCAUUGUUGUUGAGCCAAUCUCAGCCGGAGAAGAGUCCGACCCAACAUCUACAACAACAACAACAACAACAACAACACCCUCCUCCUUCAGUUGGGCCCGAGCCACUAACUGGGGUUGCCCCGCCUUUUACUGAGUUCUCCUUCUCCGACCUCAAAGCGGCUACCAACAACUUCAGCUCCGAAUUCAUCGUCUCCGAGAGCGGUGAGAAAGCCCCUAACGUUGUCUACAAGGGUCGUCUUCAGAACAGGUCAUGGAUCGCUGUAAAGAAGUUUACCAAGAUCGCUUGGCCUGAUCCCAAGCAGUUUGCGGAGGAAGCUAGUAGCGUGGGAAACCUUCGCCAUCGGAGACUAGCUAACUUGAUUGGGUAUUGCUGUGAGGGUGAUGAAAGGCUUCUUGUUGCUGAAUACAUGCCCAAUGAUACUCUUGCUAAGCAUCUUUUUCACUGGGAAAAUCAAACAAUUGAGUGGGCCAUGCGUUUAAGAGUGGCCCUUUAUAUUGCUGAAGCCUUGGAUUAUUGUAGUUCUGGGGGUCAUCCAUUAUACCAUGAUUUGAAUGCAUAUAGGGUUCUCUUUGAUGAGGAUGGUGAUCCACGCCUUUCAUGUUUCGGCUUGAUGAAAAAUAGUAGAGAUGGCAAGAGUUACAGUACUAAUCUUGCUUAUACGCCUCCUGAAUAUUUAAAAAAUGGAAGGGUCACUCCAGAAAGUAAUAUCUACAGUUUUGGCACCGUCAUUUUGGAUCUUCUAAGUGGCAAACAUAUUCCUCCAAGUCAUGCUCUUGAUAUGAUAAGAGAGAAGAAUAUCAAUCUUUUGACCGAUUCACAUUUGGAAGGCAAGUUUUCCACAGAGGAGGCGACAGUGGUUGUUAAUCUUGUCUCAAAGUGUUUGCAAUAUGAACCCAGGGACCGGCCAAACACAAAGGACCUCAUUGCAACACUUGCUCCAUUGCAUUCUAAAACAGAUGUUCCGUCUUAUUUAAUGCUUGGAAUUCCUAAGCAUGAUGAAGCUCCAUCAACCCCACAACGGCCACUUUCGCCAAUGGGUGAGGCCUGUUCCCGAAUGGACCUGACAGCCAUUCAUCAAAUCUUAGUUGCAACACACUACAAGGAUGAUGAAGGGACAAAUGAGUUAUCGUUCCAAGAGUGGACUCAGCAAAUGAGAGACAUGCUGGAGGCAAGGAAGCGGGGGGACUUUGCCUUUCGGGACAAAGAUUUCAAAACUGCCAUUGACUGUUAUUCCCAGUUCAUAAAUGUUGGAACAAUGGUGUCUCCAACUGUUUUUGCUAGACGAAGUCUUUGCUAUCUGCUAUGCGAUCAGCCAGACCCUGCUCUCCGAGAUGCAAUGCAAGCCCAAUGUGUCUUUCCAGAUUGGCCAACAGCUUUCUAUAUGCAAUCAGUAGCUCUGGCGAAGCUGGACAUGCACAAAGAUGCGGCUGACAUGUUGAAUGAAGCGACUACGUUAGAAGAAAAGAAGCAACGAGGAACUAGGGGAUCCUGAGAAUGACAAGCAAACCUGUUCGUUCAACACAAAUAGCACAAUGUUGUUUACUUGAGGCUGACCCAAAUUUGUAUAAAAUCUGAGCUGCAAAUCAUAAUUUGAUUGUUUUCUCAAUUGAAAUGUUUAUAUAUCUUAUUUAUAGAAAAAUAUCUUGUUUAUCAGCA